Fusarium pseudograminearum CS3096 is the source of this 1461-nucleotide messenger RNA. RefSeq lists its product as uncharacterized. The coding region runs from base 1 to 1461 and encodes 486 amino acids. The transcript has 7 exons. The record is from RefSeq and is a predicted model, not a curated record. NCBI's taxonomy places the organism in Eukaryota, Fungi, Ascomycota, Sordariomycetes, Hypocreales, Nectriaceae.
AUGGAUACUCAAACAACAUCAGGAAGUAGGUGGGUCGAGUGUCUCCUCGAUAUUGAUGACUCGAUCAUCCCUGGCUCGACACUUCAGCCCAUCGGUCCAGGACUUCACGUCCACGCCAAACUUGAGAUGGGACUUUACGCCAAGCCAGCAAUGAAAUUACAGUUCUCCGUUCGACAUCAAUCUCAGACCCAUUUGUUUGCGAUAGCCAUCAUCCCACUGCAGAUGAUUCUCGGAAAGCCACAUAUCGCGGACGUUCAGACCGCUGACCAGGUCUCCUUACACCCGCUUCUGGCCCAUCAACAGAUGGGUAGAUUCGAACCGCCUAGAACUAUCCUUACCCUGCGAGUGGGCGUUUCUCGUGAGGAUAUCAUCACCUUCAAGCCGCCGUCAUUCCAGCAGAAACGCAACAACCACCCAAAAGCUGUCCAAGAGAUUGAUCUCAAGCACCCCAAUAAGCCAGUCCCGUCGACAAGCUUGUUCCUCGACGGCGAACAGCAGACGGUUCCCAUGAUAGGUGGCGCCAUCGAAGAAAUCACGCUACAGAAUGACCUUGCAAGCAAGUUGUGGAAUACUGCACAACCCGAUAAGGCAAUUGAGCAAGAGAACGAAGCUAAGCAGGAUACUCUGCAGGAGAGACUUGCCAGCGUUCGUGAUAAUGUUUAUACCAACAUCGCAGCGGAAAGUCUCUAUUCCAGGAUCACCGUUCCAAGCCCUGCAGCCAUCGAGCAACAUGCAGAGCAGCCAGUGAACGUUCAACUUGCAGCUACGGCUCUAGACCUGGAAGCUCACUUGCGCCAGCGUCACCACGCCAAGGUCGAAAUGGGAUUCAUUGUGCUGAACGGAGCGAACCGUAUGACCGAGUCAAUGUCGCUCAUCCCCAUGUCCAAAUAUCUGGAGGCAUCAUUCCUCCUCAUCGGCGAUCGCAAGACAAGCUUAUUCAAGCGCAUCGAGUACUCAGGGGCAAUUCAGUAUCGCCUCAAAUCCAAUUACCGCGCUCGUGGCCACGCUGCAGAUUUCAUCUGGAAAGAAUUCUAUGAUGGUCAGAUGAACAUCAUGAAAAAGAAGGCCACUCCUGCGACUGCCGCUAUCACCGAGUGCCUCGGAGACUGGGUCGCACCGUCUCUCUCGCCACAACUCUACCGUGAUGGCAAGCUACUCAAUGCAAAGGACGCUGGCGACCACCAAAGAGGCGACGACGAGAUCAACGUCCGACGAGGCACUGUCCUCAUUGUCAUACCCUAUCGCGCUCAGAGAAGUGACAUUGGUUUCUUUCUCUCGCAGGAGGCACCUCAUUGCACCACAUGCAAUACCCCCCACGCAACUCGCUACUGCCCCCGAUUCGACGAGAACGCCAUCUCGGACUUUGCGCAAGACCCCGUCACUGCCGACGACGGUAUUGUCAGAGAUGUGUUCAUGUCAAGAGGCAGCGGGAAGCAAGACGGGAAACGAGCGGCGUUUUGA